Seminavis robusta is the source of this 2766-nucleotide messenger RNA. The record is from the annotation of a GenBank genome assembly. Lineage: Eukaryota; Bacillariophyta; Bacillariophyceae; Naviculales; Naviculaceae.
UGUGUUGCAUGGCUUAUUAUUGUCACAAAGAGCCAAUUGAGGGAUUGAAGAGAGGACCACACACAAGCCCUCAACAGUUGGUUGUGUUGUUGUGUUGUUCUGAAUUAGAUUGCAAAGAGUAGAGUAGCAGUAAUUGGUGAUUGCAAGCAAGCAAGUAACCAUGAAACGCUUAAGCAAAGUCGCCGGAAGCUUUCGGAUGAGUGGCAGUGGCCCAUCGUUGGACGAUGCGACGGCUUCUAGCAGCACUACCGGUACGGCCAGUCAGAACAACAGCAACAAUACCAGUAAGAAUACUAUCAAUAAGACGGGAGAGAAGAAGCUUCCCGACAUGGAUGUGCAACUGUCCUCCAAGGCCGCCAAAUCGAAUCGUCGCAUGAGUGCAUCUCUGAAGGAAUGGUCGACUCGAAGCAUGCUAUUGGAUGACAAUAACAGCCAGCCAGAACAAAUAAUGAGUACUUCGUGGAAAGAACCGUCGACUCGAACCGCCAACAAUAGCAACAACAACAAGACAACUGCAACGACUGCUUCACGUCGACAACGAAGAAAUCGAAGAGCCACGACGGGCGGUGCAGACAAUACACUAUUGCCAGCACUGGAGCCGGCCAAGAAGAAUACCAAGAAGAUCAGUUCGGCAGCCGCCACUACUAUUCAGGAAGAAGACGAAGUAGAGUGUGAUCCCAACCAACCAAGCGAAAAACCACAAACUGCCAAUAGCAAGAAAGCAAACCAGAGUCCACCUACUGGUAGAAAACCUUUGGCAAGGGGUGCUUUGGGAUCCAAUAAUAAGAGAUCUUCCAUGCCCAAUCUCGCAUCUUCUUCUUUGCCAAUCACAACCACAAAACCAAAGAAACCUGCCAGCACAACAGCAACAGCAGCAGCAACAGCAACCAAAAAGACAAAGAAACAACCACAACCACCAGCCAAACCAAAAGGAGAGAAACAAGAAACAGAGAACACUACAGAGAACAGUGCAAUACCUACUUCUACUACAACCACCACAACCAACAAGAAGCAGAAGAAACAACCACAACAAUCUUCAUCAUCAUCAUCUUCAUCACCCAAACCAACCAGAGUCCGACCACGACGACAUCGAUCGUCUUCGCUCUCCGAUUUGAACGUGCCACUGCAAGAACGUCAAAAUCGACAGACAGAAGCAGAAGAUGACGAUGUCUUUCAAGACGACUCGGUCAGUAGCAACAGUACUCUCAGUAGUAGUCACACCGACGACCCACCACCUCAAGGACUAUUGGUCCGAGACACCAAUGCCGCCUUGGAACGCAUCCAGGCUCGCAAUGUCGCACGAAAACAAUUGCGACAGACCCAAAAACAAAAGAAUGCUCAAAAGAAAAAGCAAGCACGUCAACAAGUGCAAUCGAUGGAUCCAAGUUUACAAAAGUUGUUGUUGGUGCAGACGGCUGCGACAAAAAACGCAAAGCCUGACACGGAAAAGGAGGAAACCAAGAUUUUCUCACCGCCAACGACCAACGCCAAGAAAGACGAGCCAAAGGUGCCUGCAACAGCUAUUACGGAUCCGACUGGCAGCGCUACUGGUAACGCAACCGACAAGGACGUGGUUGUGGUGGAUGAUCAGGACCCAAAAACCACCACCGUCAAAUCAACGACGACGACUGAACCAAACAAUAAUAAAGAUGAUACAACCCAUGAUGCGACGUCGAAUGGAGAACAAAAAAGGAUGUCCCGACCCACCAAAGCACGUCCGACACGACAACGAUCUAGGUCGCUCACGAGUAUGGGACGACCACUCCGAAGCGGCACGAAACGACCAACCAACAACAACAAACGACGCAGCAAUUCCAAUAAAAAAGACGACGACAACAACAACAAAACGACCAUUACCCAUGAUCCGUUGCCCGUGCUCCACUUGGUGGAUGCAGCGCCGCAAGUGCCAACCAAAAAGAGGCAUUCCUUCUUUUUCGAUGAUCUCUAUCACGACAAUGAUCCCCAACGAAAAUUGGAUCUCACGGAAAUCGAAAUGACAGUAGCAAAACUACAAGACAAGGUCCAAAAACAACAACAGCAAUUAGAAGAAACACAACAGGCCGAACAAGAUCAACUCGCCGAAGAAGCGGCCAAAGUGGCGGCACUCAAGGAACGCUUUACUGCCGCCAACACUGCCAACGCGAAUAAUAAUACAGAAGAUCUGUCCAAUGCUGUGCAACAGAGCAAGGAUAUUAUUGCCCAUCUCAAACAACAGAAUGCCACACGACGAAAAGAAAACAAAACGCUCAAAGUCAAUCUCUUUGAUAUGCAUCAAAAAACAAUGAUGUUGGAAAAGGAAACGCAGUACAUUUGGAACGGUGUACAGGAAUUGGAAGAAGUUCAUCUCCAACACGAAUCGGAAAAGAACGAAGCCUUGUACGGAAAGUUGGCCACGUGUCGACGAGGAUACGACCGGUUGCGCGACGAACUGGAACGGUGGACGUAUGCGGGGAUUGCCGAACAUCGGAUCGCUCAACGAUAUCAAGAGACGGUCGAUGCCAUUCGACAAAUGUUUCAACAACAACAGGAAUCUGCUGCUACUAGUACUAGUGUUGAUCAUGACUUGAUGGCGGCAAUUUUCUUGGACGACGACGACGACGUGCCGCCAUCCACAGUGGUAGUGGAGAAGAACGCGAGUGCAAAGUCAAAGAAGAAGAAAAAGCUGACAAAGCGAACGUCGGCAGUUUUUUGAACGCGUUUUCAAACUACAGACGGUACGACCUACCACCACGACCAACCGACAGCGUGUCGCCUUUAGCCACUUGC